AACGUGCCAAGUGUAGACGGAAAAACUUGUCAUCACUCUGUUCUCAACUGUAAACAGACAGCUACCAAACCAUUUCUCUUCUUCUGAGCUGUUGAAUCGACAACUAAUGCGUAGCUUUCAUCUUCUUCUCCGUCCCUCUUUCUCGUAAUAAACUCUCCCCCCAAAAUUCCAUUUUGAACUCUUCGUUCCUUGCCUCGAUUUCUUCGCCCUUUUCGCCCUUAUAACCAGGUAACUACAUACCCAUUUCUCAUUCUGCUUUCUGGGUUCUUGGGCUCUUCUUCUCUUCUAUCUUUGUGAUGGCUACUGCAGUCUUUCAGCAACCUUUCGGGAGUCUUCAGUCUCAUCGUCAUGUCAACAACUCUGCAGUUCAUCUCGAACUUGGGAGUUGCUCGGUUAGACUGAUUUCGAAAAGUUUCAAGCUUGAUAAUGGACAGUCAAGAAAAGAUACUUAUUGCCGUGGACAGAGGAAUUUUGCUGUCAUUCAAGCCUCAACUUUUCAAACUUCACUGGUUGAUCCUGUUUCAUUCCCUUCAGGAAACAGCGCUAGUGAAUCCCAGAAGAAAUCAAGUGAAGCAGCCUUGAUACUUAUUAGGCAUGGUGAGUCAUUAUGGAAUGAGAAGAACCUGUUCACAGGUUGUGUCGAUGUGCCACUGACCAACAAGGGCGUGGAAGAGGCAAUUGAAGCUGGAAAUCGGAUCAGUAAUAUACCUGUCGACAUGAUAUAUACAUCAGCAUUGAUUCGUGCUCAGAUGACUGCCAUGCUUGCCAUGACCCAGCACCGUCGAAGGAAGGUGCCAGUCAUUUUGCACAAUGAGAGUGAACAAGCUAGGAGCUGGAGUCAAAUUUUCAGUGAGGACACCAUAACGCAGACCAUUCCAGUGAUAACGGCAUGGCAACUGAAUGAGAGAAUGUAUGGGGAAUUACAGGGACUCAACAAGCAGGAAACAGCGGAUAGAUUUGGAAAGGAAAAGGUUCAUGAGUGGCGUCGGAGCUAUGACAUACCUCCUCCUAAUGGCGAGAGUUUGGAAAUGUGUGCAGAAAGAGCCGUUGCUUAUUUUACAGAAUAUAUUGAACCUCAGCUUCAUAGUGGAAAGAAUAUAAUGAUUGCUGCCCAUGGGAAUUCAUUGAGAUCCAUCAUUAUGUAUCUUAACAAGUUAACUUCUAAGGAGGUUAUCAGUUUGGAACUAUCAACUGGAAUUCCUAUGCUAUACAUAUUCAAAGAAGGAAAGUUCAUUAGGAGGGGAAGUCCUGUAGCACCAACUGAGGCUGGGGUAUAUGCAUAUACUACGGAUUUGGCUUUAUACAGAGAGAAGUUGGAUGAAAUGUUGAACUAAUCUGCUACAUUGCUGGUAACUUACUACUGCUGCUGAAGCCGUUCAAUCACCUUAAGCAAGCUAAUAAAUUCUUGUGCAUUUUGAGAGGGGGGGGGGGUAAUCUUAAUUUUUAUAUGUGCUCGGUUUGUAAGUACGUAUAUACGAAGAAAUUCAGGAAGCUAAUGUACUUGUUAUAUUUCCUGAUCAAUGUAGUUGUAUCUGAAUCUCUGCAGUCUAAGAAUAAGUGUAUGCACGUCUAUGGUAGUGUGAUUACAAUCUGUAAUAGUGUAAAUUGAAAUAAGUCCAUCUCCACAUAUAAUGUAGGAGUAAGGUUUGCGUAUAUCUCGCUCAUUCUCAACCCGCCCACUGCGAGAAUUCAUUUUUUCAUUGAAUAGAUCAUUUUUUUCCC
Molecule: messenger RNA, 1722 nt
Organism: Tripterygium wilfordii
Lineage: Eukaryota; Viridiplantae; Streptophyta; Magnoliopsida; Celastrales; Celastraceae
Product: 2,3-bisphosphoglycerate-dependent phosphoglycerate mutase 2-like
Exons: 8
Coding region: 297-1334 (345 amino acids)
Biological process (GO): glycolytic process
Molecular function (GO): intramolecular phosphotransferase activity
Source: RefSeq, a predicted model, not a curated record